Messenger RNA from Cryptotermes secundus, 1810 nucleotides. Its product is annotated as RING finger protein 37. NCBI's taxonomy places the organism in Eukaryota, Metazoa, Arthropoda, Insecta, Blattodea, Kalotermitidae. Gene Ontology annotation, biological process: protein polyubiquitination. Gene Ontology annotation, cellular component: nucleus. The record is from RefSeq and is a predicted model, not a curated record. The coding region runs from base 153 to 1547 and encodes 464 amino acids. Gene Ontology annotation, molecular function: ubiquitin protein ligase binding; ubiquitin-ubiquitin ligase activity. The transcript has a single exon.
UGUGAGAGAACGUAGAUAUCGUAGAUUUUACACAUCUUACACGGAAUACGGGUUCAGUAACAGUAGAGGUUAGGAAGGGAAGUAAUUGAUAAAGUACUUUAGGAGAAAAAACAGAUUCUGAAGUUUUAUCAGCUGAUAUUGCGAAUGGGAAAAUGAUUAACUUUUGCUGCCCAGCCCUAAAUCCCACGAUUCUAUGCAGUACUGUGAGUACCGAUGGUUACGAAGUGACAAAUCUAGUUUCGAGUAAUGCAGAUGAAGCUCGGAAAGGUUUCUUGGCUUAUAAUGCCAUUAAACCUCCGGUGACAAUAACCAUUAACUUUUUCUGCAGUGUCAACGUAAGUCACAUAAUUUUGUGGUCACAAGUUGGUUGUCAGAAGUCUACUGGAUUUGAAAUUUAUGCGAACUCAGCGUCGAAAUCCAAAUCACAGGAUUAUCAGAAGGCUGCAUAUGGUUAUCUUGAAGGUGAUGAAAUAGGUGUAAUAUUUUAUCGAAGAGGCAGUUACCACGAGUGCAUUAAAUAUACCAAACAACUGAAUUUUUUUGCUUGGAAAGCCAUUCCUGGAAGAACAUGUUAUUUUCUUAAUAAUGCAGUAAGUUUACAGAUUAAAAUAAUUAAAACAAGGUCGUCAGUUCCUGCUUUGGCUAGAGUAGAAGUAUGGGGAAACCCAAGUAAAUCGUGUGACCAAGCCAUCAAGCACAGUGUUUUUAAAUUGUGGGCAGACAGAAGUCCGAAGAAAGAAACUAUGUGCUGUGAUGAGUCAGAGAGACAAUUACAAACUGUUUCCGAUUCUGAUGUGGAGUUUGAAAUUCCUGAGGAAUUUCUUGAUUCAGUAACUUGCACAGUAAUGGCUCUUCCCUUCAUUUUGCCUUGUGGGAAGGUUGUGGAUCAAAGUACGCUUGAGAGACAUGAACAGCACGAAGCAAAGUGGGGACGAGCACCUAAUGACCCAUUCACAGGAAGGAUAUUUAAUGAAAAUCACCGGCCCAUUCCAGCCACUUCUCUUAAAGCUUGUAUUGAUAAGUUUCUUAUUGAGCAUUCUGAGAGACAAGAACUGACAUAUGUACCAAGAACCACAGGCAGGGAAAAGAGAAGUAGAGUUCAUGAAGCAAGUUGCAGUAGUGUGUCUCCAGCAGACAUUAAACUCAGUACCUCUGUAGGGUGUCCAACUGAGAGUAAGGAAGUGACUUGUCUAUCUGCUUCAAAAAAUGUAUAUCAGUUGAGGCAUAAAAGCCCAAAGUACAGAGAUGAAGAUGUGACUGGGACUAAGAUACCUGAUGUAGAAUCAUAUGAGGAGAAGGUAGACUGGAGUCUGGACUUUGCUGUCAAGUCUACUCUCGCAGGUCUUCCUACAUAUACUAGAUUCAAUGAUCAUGUGGUCAUUCAGCAGUGUGCUGCAUGUAGUAGUGACAGCAUUUUGUUUAAACUUCCUUGCAAACAUUUUUUGUGUAGGGUGUGUCUUGUGUUGAAGAAGGAAUCCAAGAAGUUAAUCUGUGAUGUGUGUAAAGCUUGUUUCCAGUCUAGUGAUCCAUUACGAUAUCAUGUAUAGUUCUCAAAGGGUGGAAUAUUAUGUUGAUUACCAGUGAAAUAGCUUCGUCACUUGGAAACCUUCAUACUGAGUCUUCAAUCUCAGACUAUUCCCAAUGUAAGUUAACAGUGUAAUUGAAUGCAUAGUAAGAAUGAAUGUGUACCUGUGUAAAUUAGUACACUUCUUUCUGUUUAUCCAUGCACUCUAGGUUAUUCUUAUCAUAUGUUUGUAAGCCUGUGUUGCUGAAAGAACAGGAUGAGUUUAUUAAAGAGCUGGAAACAGUA